Vitis riparia (riverbank grape) is the source of this 804-nucleotide messenger RNA. Its product is annotated as probable pectinesterase 29. The record is from RefSeq and is a predicted model, not a curated record. Gene Ontology annotation, biological process: cell wall modification. Gene Ontology annotation, molecular function: pectinesterase activity. Lineage: Eukaryota; Viridiplantae; Streptophyta; Magnoliopsida; Vitales; Vitaceae. The coding region runs from base 1 to 804 and encodes 267 amino acids. The transcript has 4 exons.
AUGUUUGUUGUUUUGCUGCUCUUCAUUUUAGGUGAUUGGACACUAAGUAAAGGAGCCCCAGCUCCCAUUUCUAGGGAAAUCUUUGUCAAUCCCCAAGGUGGCUCUGGAAUCUACACAACCAUUCAAGAUGCUAUCAACCAAGGCGUUCCGGGAAAUAACACCGGAUGGGUUCUGAUUAAUGUGGCCCCUGGGGUUUAUGCGGAGAAUGUAACAGUUCCUCGAGAUAAGCCAUACGUAUAUUUGAAGGGUCACCAGAGAUCUACCACAAUAGUUGCUUGGAGGACUUCUGAUGGCAACCUUUGGGAGGCUACUUUGAUGGUAUUAGCAGACAAUUUCAUUGCCCAACGCAUAACUUUCAAGAAUACAUUCAACGUUGCUGGCUCAAUCCUCGGAAAUGAUGUGAAGCCUGCUGUGGCCGUCUCUGUGCAAGGAGACAAGAAUUCUUUCUACCGAUGUGCCUUUAUUGGUGUACAAGAUACAUUAUUUGAUGCAGUUGGUCGGCAUUUCUUCCGGUCUUGCUACAUUGAAGGUGCAGUUGACUUCAUCUUUGGUGAUGGAACCUCAAUGUACCAGGCCUGCGUAAUAAAUGCAACCGGAUAUGGUUUCAUAACAGCACAGCGCAGAGAGACCCCAGACGGACCAUCGGGUUUUGUUUUGAAAUUCACGAGGGUGAUUGGGACUGGUCCAACAUAUCUUGGUAGAGCAUAUGGGGCUUAUUCACGAGUCCUGUUUUAUAAAUCCACGCUUCCAGGCUCUGUGGACCCAAAGGGAUGGGACCCUUGGAAUUUUGUAGGUCAUGAGUAA